ACUAUUCACAAAUUAAUAUCAAGCACAUGAGCUAUUACGACAUUGCUUCCCUAAAUCCAUCUAUUUUUUAAACAGUGUAAGCAUCAUAACGUUGAAAAAGAAAAAUAAUCUCCAAGUUUCUCCGUUACCAUGAUGCAAUCUCCCAUCUUCUAUAUUUAUUUCUACACAAAAAACUAACAGUAACACACUUCUCUCUCUCUUUCUUAGAACGGCGAAUUUCUUUAAUCUUUAAUUACUUUCUCUAUCUAUACCUUUUGAGUAUGGAAUACGCGUAUUUGUCACGCAACAACGAGGCGAUCUUACUCCCAUCAAACAACGAAUUCAAUCAUGAAAAUCCUGAAUCAAACCAUGAAGAAGAUGCACCUUAUUUCAGGCAGUUUCAGACUCCUCUUCUUGAUGAAAUACUGCAUAACCACCAGCAGCAUAUGACAUACAGCACUGCAAACAAGCCACCACCAUCACCAUCCAAAACUAAACGUGCAAGAAAGCAAAGAAGUGCCGGUAAGAAAGACCGACAUAGCAAGAUUCAUACCGCUCAAGGCCUUAGAGACAGAAGAAUGAGAUUAUCUCUCCAUAUUGCUCGAAAGUUUUUCGGUCUUCAAGAUAUGUUAGGGUUUGAUAAAGCAAGUAAAACCAUUGAGUGGCUCUUUUGCAAGUCAAAGAAAGCCAUAGAUGAAGUCACCGAAAGCGUUAAGUCACAAAACACUACACGAAGCGCUUGCAACGAAAAUAUAGAGAGCUGUGAAUCGCCUUUAUCGGAUUGUGAAGUUCAUUCGGGGAUCGAAUUCGAUGCCGCCUCGAACAAAGGUAAACAACUUAAGGUUCAAGACGAGAUCAACGAUAGUGGGAGCUCCAAAACCGCCACGAAAAGCGAUAUAUUGGCAAGGGAAUUGAGGGGCAAGGCUAGAGCUAGAGCAAGAGAGAGAACAAGAGAGAGAAUGUUGAUCACCAAUCCCGAGAAAUCAAAGCAGAUGUUUGGAGCAAACCCUAAUGAUGAUUUGGACCAAUUGCAAUUAGGGUUUUCUUCAAACCCUAAUAAUAAUCAUUACAUAGAAGACUCAUCAAGUACUUCUCCCAAUGAAUAUUCUGGUACGCAUCACUUCUUUGACCACACACAGUUGAACAAUAAUAUUGCACAAAAAACUGAAGAUUAUUUGGGCACUGCGGCUGCAAGUUCAUCAACAUAUUUUUCCGGAUAUGGUUACAACAAAAGUUUUGCAAAUCCACCAGCUGGUUGGUUAAAUUCAAGCAAUACAUUUUUAGGUUUUCUUGGAGGUUGGGAUUCAGAGAACUUCACAGAAAACUAUGGAUUCUUGCCUAAUCUUGCUCCAUUGACAGGUGAUAUUCAUGGACAAAACUUCAGCUUUAUUCCUCCAUCUAAUCUUGUGCAUUUCAAAACUCAAAACCAAAGAGACUAACAAGAUUCUGGUUGAACAAUUGUUGUAGUGUAUUUCAAUACAUAACUAAAUCUUGUUUUUCAGUUAUCUUGCUACAUAUAUUUUUGUUUGAACAUUUGAUAAUUGGUGAUGAAUAAAUGGGGCAUCAUGUAUCACAAAUGAUGUCGGUCGUGUCGAAUUUAAUAGACAAAGUAGCUACUUUCAAGUUA
Molecule: messenger RNA, 1606 nt
Organism: Helianthus annuus (common sunflower)
Lineage: Eukaryota; Viridiplantae; Streptophyta; Magnoliopsida; Asterales; Asteraceae
Product: transcription factor CYCLOIDEA
Exons: 1
Coding region: 261-1418 (385 amino acids)
Biological process (GO): regulation of secondary shoot formation
Cellular component (GO): nucleus
Molecular function (GO): sequence-specific DNA binding; DNA-binding transcription factor activity
Source: RefSeq, a predicted model, not a curated record